This is a messenger RNA of Ixodes scapularis (black-legged tick), 2478 nucleotides long. RefSeq lists its product as uncharacterized. NCBI's taxonomy places the organism in Eukaryota, Metazoa, Arthropoda, Arachnida, Ixodida, Ixodidae. The transcript is spliced from 5 exons. Bases 208 to 1107 code for a protein of 299 amino acids. The record is from RefSeq and is a predicted model, not a curated record.
GUGUUCCCAGAACCCGCGCACACGUCGCGGCGGUCGUCGCAGGAGGCGCUCCCCGGGAUCGUUGCUACACCCACCGCGUCCAAGACACGAGGAGUGGUAACCGGCCUAGCGUUUCAUUAUUUUAGCAGGCGAUGAUUACUUUCGUAACGCGAAUUCAGUCACGAAUUGGCAACCGUUAGUUGCUCCUGGUGAUGCAGCCGGAAAUUCAUGCACUGCUUUGCUGAUUUUGAAGAAAAGAAGAGUAUGUGGGUGAUGAGAUCGACGAUGUCUUUGCUUGGAUAUUGCGCCGUCUUCUUGUGGUCUGCAGUGCUUCAGCUAGGUUCUGACGUCUACUGCGUCCACAUCCUGCACCUUUCUGUGCCCAAGUGGGUGGAAAACGGCACCGAGGACUCUGUGGUGCUUGACUGCGUCUACAGCGUGGCCCAGGACGACCAGCAACUCGUGGUCAAGUGGUUCCUCAACGACGACCCACAGCCCAUCUACCAGUGGAUUCCCGAACUAGAAAAGCGACACGUGUCCCAGAGGCUCAGAGGGAGACUGAACCUGGACUUUUCGCUGUCUAGCGGCAACAGCUUCACCAAGUUCCGAGCCCUGAACCUGGUGCGCCCCACAACGGAGCUUGGUGGGCGCUACUCAUGCCACGUAAACUCACUCGCAAGUCAGGAUGCCGAGUCCAAGCUCAUGACGGUUUAUGCCCCGCCGAAGAGGUUCGACUUCUCGUACGAGCGCCUCUCGCCGACCGUGACGGAGUUGUCGUGCGAGGUGGACGGCGUGUUCCCGCUGCCCACCCUCUUCCUCUACCAGAGCAGUGGUCGUGAUCUGGCUGCCAGGGCUCUCGGGACUUCGCCCAGCGUGGCCCAGGCCGAAGGAGCUUACAAGAUUCGUCUCACGCACGCCGUUGACAGCCGCACUCUCGAGGCUGGACUGGAACACAUUUUCGAAUGCGUGCUCUCUAUCCCGGAGACGAACUUCAAGCGACAGCGGAGACUAGAGUUUGAACCCGGAAGCCUGGUGAGCGGAGCAACAUCCUCGCAGAUGCAUCUUUCCACAUGGGCGGCAGUCGUUGGAGCAGCUACCAUCAUCACAAUUGCCCGAACGGGGACAUAGCGGCCGAGCCGGGAUUGUGAAAGCAAAGCACGAAUGGAAAUUUUCCUCGAGCGCAGAACAAACCAACCCCACUGAGACCUUUGCAAGACCAAAUCCGUAGAGUUUCCAGCUACCACGACUCCCGCCGUUCUUGGGAUACCAUCGCUGACGUCUAGGACAUUUCAGCGCCAUGGCGUCGUCCAGCAAAAAUCUCAGAAGAGAACCGUCGACCAAAAUGAGUGCCUCCCCAUGUUCAUCGCCGAUCGUUCUCUGCCAGCGUUCUGUGAUCGCAUUAGUGCACGUGUGAAAUGUGUGGAACAGUCGACAGAUUAAACACACCGAGUAUUAUGCCUGCGACGCAUUCUCUUCGACGCUCCCACAAACAUGAGUGGGAACUUCCAUACGACUGCCGCUCACUCCUAAUUCGUCUGUGUUUCUUUAUGGCUUAUUUUCCUUCUUAACCGCAGAAAGAAAGGCGACGUUGGAUCACCGUGAAAACAAGCCUAGUCACCUUGACAUCACGUGCGAGAUAUGUCUAAUUCCGACAGGGGCAAUAUAAGUUUAAUAUACUGAGUAGCCAGGGCACCUUCUACACGUUUGCAUGUUUGCGGCGGUGGUAUAAUAAAAAAACAGUGCUGUUAUUGUUUGUUUAUUUUAUAUAUCUCGGAGUUUUCAAUAAAGGAGCAUUUGAGUCUAUAACGGCACAAUGUCAGUAUAGAGUACUUCUCUGAUAUAUAACGCCAUCUUCAUUGUUCGCUGAAUGCAUCGCUUCUUGAUACUUUUGGGGCUUUAGUUCGUGUCAAAAAAUUUGUCGGCAGCACAUUUUGUUUGCAACAGCGUUUAGGAAGGAAUUGUUUCACGCGCACACAUUAGUCACUAUAUUACACCCAGUACUUGGUUUAAUUUUUUUGAUAGCACGAUCAAUUUAGUUAAAUGCAUUAGCCGAUAUCUCGCACCAUACUUGCUUACCGAACGAAUAUACUUUUCAUAUCAUAUCCCUCAAACAUAUCGUCGGUAUGUGUUUAAUGAGUCGUGCCAGGUUUUGGUUAUCAAUGGCGUAUUACGCGUACUACUUUUGCUAUUUUUUUUCGUUUCACCCUACGUCCUACCGCAGCCAGCGCUGCUAUUCGACGGAGCCAAUUAAGGAGCCCUAAAUGUGCAGAGUUUUCGUGUUCUUCAUAUUUGCCUUAAAUAAGCCAAUCUAGCAGAAAUCACAGCUCAUGAUCACAACGCAUUCACUACACUUGUCUGGUUUAACCGGAGACGGCCAGCGCUCAAAGACGACGAGUGCCAUGACUUUGCACUUUUUGCGUUGGUUGAUUGGCUCCAUCCGAUCGUAGCCUUGUCUGCAGUCGAACUUUAUGUGAAGCGGAAUAUGCGGAGGGCAUGUCG